This is a messenger RNA of Eufriesea mexicana, 3276 nucleotides long. It is a transcript of the gene Neto, whose product is annotated as Neuropilin and tolloid-like. Gene Ontology annotation, molecular function: protein binding. The transcript has 9 exons. Lineage: Eukaryota; Metazoa; Arthropoda; Insecta; Hymenoptera; Apidae. Bases 242 to 3037 code for a protein of 931 amino acids. The record is from RefSeq and is a predicted model, not a curated record.
CGUCGGUGGAUCGCGAGUGAGCCGCGAGUGAGGUCGCGAGUGAAACGCGAAUGCUCGCGCGAGACGCGGCGUAACGCGCGCGCGCGCGCGUGCUGGCAGUGCGGGAAGCGGACACUCGUAUGUCGGUGACACACAGUGUGCGUGGAUCACGUGCGCGUGUAUAGCGACGAGAAGAGGCGAUCGUGGUGCGAGAACGAGGAGGAGCAGCGGAUACGUCGAAGCUGGGAGGAACGUUGAAUGAAUGUUGUUGCAAAGGGCGACUGUGAUCGUGAGAGUAGAAACGGUGCACGGCGUGAUCGGCCGAUUUCAAUUCAUAAAUGCGCCAGAGGAGGAGCCCACAAUGGUGGCUCGGCUCCCGCAACAAGUUCUACUGCUGCUCGUACUCGUCACUGGGACGGCCGCGGAAGCCACACGCGAGACAGAGGAGUCACCGUGGAGUGCCUACGACGCGAGAAGGAGCGGUCGAACGUUUGCCUGGUCCUCCGGUACGGAACGUACCACGGGGGAGACGAAAUCUAUCGGAAAGUUUCGCCAGACAACUUCCUGGCACGCGGACAGCUCGAGCUCCGGGGAACGAGUCACGCCGGAAUUGCUAAAGCCGACCAGCGAGAGCCCGGACGAGGACGAAGAGGAGGAGGAGGAAAAGAAGACCGAAAUGCACGGGAAUGUCGAGGCGACGUUUGGAAUGAGGGAGAACGAGACGGAAAGAGGGAAAAUCUCGAGUCAAAAGCCGAGCGUGUCUUCGAGAAGUACAGCCGACGCGAGGCAGAAGAUAAAUUUAUCCGCCUCGCAGACGUUUAUCCAAUCAACGCUGAAACGAUCAUCGAGCUUCGACGAGCACGUUCUUCCCACGAAAAGUUUUGACAACAUAGCGGCGACGCAAGGGUCAAAGUUGGCGGCCGAGUCUCGGAAAAAUCGCAAAAGCACCGCCACGACGCCUACCCCAUCGAUGGUGAGCGAGGUCAUACGUCGCCAAAUGAGGCACGUACCAGACGUGUGCGAGAAAUUCAACGUCGGCGACGAAACUAAACAGGAAUUUUACAGUCCAAACUACCCGGACCACUAUCCGAAUCUCACCGAGUGCAUCAGGGUUCUCGAAGCCAAGGAAGGCAUGCUGCUGAGGCUCGACUUUCGAGACGAGUUCAAGCUCGAGGAGAGUCCCGACUGCCGUUUCGAUUACCUCGAGGUACGUGACGGCCAGCACGGCUACUCCAAUCUCCUCGGCAACUUCUGCGGCACGAAGUUCCCCCCUGAGAUCACGUCGAAGACGAGAUAUCUCUGGCUGCGAUUCCACAGUGACGAUAGCAUCGAGGACAAGGGAUUCAAGGCCAUCUGGAGUAUGAUACCAAGACCGACUUAUCCGGGAGUGCCACCGGAACCCGAGCCGUGCGUGCAUUACGUGAGCGGCGUCGAGGCGGUCAUCAGCAGCAACGACGUGGCAGACAGGAAGUCUCUGUCCGAGAAGGAGGGCAUCCCUCUGGACUGCAUGUGGAACAUCACGGUCAAAGAAGGAUGGAAGAUUCAGCUGACGUUCUCCGAUCCCUUUAAACUGCAACGACCAAACGAGUGCGACGCCAACUUCGUGGACAUAUUCAAAGAACGCACUGACAUGUCCUCGAGAGAGAAGAAUUUCUGCGGCAGCAUCGCCGACACCGUCCUCAUCGGGACCAAUACCGCCUUUGUCAGGUUUUACGCGGAGCCUAAAGCGUUGAACAGCAGCUUCGAGGCCGUGAUGACAGCGCUCAGGGACAGGGAUCCGGGAGACAAGCCCUGCCUCGAUAACGAGUACUACUGCGAGGACGCAACGUGCAUCGCCGCGGAAUUGCAGUGCAACGGGAAGGUUAAUUGCCGUUUCCGAUGGGACGAAGAAGAUCAAUCUUGCAACAAGAAAAAGUCGCGCCUCAUCGACUCCCAGCAUAUCAUCAUUAUCCUGAUCGUCUUCUCGCUGAUCAUGUUUGGCUUGAGUUUCGCUCUGGUCUUCAACUGUGUACGAAAGCUGAUCCGGGAUCAUCGAAUCAUUCGGGAACACAUCAGACAGUCUAGAGAAAAUCGAUUAGACGAACUCGGUCGUAAGGCAACACCCUGUCCAAUCUCGUCUUCCAGAACAGAUAUCGGGGACCGAGGAAGCGACUCACCGAGCCUGGAAGUGAUCCCGAGCAAGGAACUGUUACCACCCACUACCCUGCUAGCGCAAGAUUACGCGAAAGAUCUGGUACUGGAGAUGGCUUACAAUACGAGGGACAUGAACGACAUCCAUCAAAGUAACAAUGUCAGUAACGCGACGCAGGAACGUCUGCAGGAGUCUAACGAGGAGCCAGAGAUGCGCGACAACUCUUGUCAGACGCGGGAAAGUCUUUUCGAGGCACGGAUCUCGGAUAACGCGAUGCCUAUAGGGUUCACGACGUUCGGCGUUCGUAGUCCGGGCUCGCAAAAUGGGACCAAUCAUCUUCACCAUCAUCGUCAUCAUCAUCUUCAUCACCAUCAAAGUCCGCCACAGUCGCGUCAAAGCUCUCAGCCCACCCAGCACAGCGCACACCAGUCUUCCGAGCACACCUCCCAGCAAGCAAGCUCUCAAUGCUCGGGUUGUAGCCCGGCAUCGAGAGGUCGAGACGGUAGUAUGGGUGUUUGUCCAAAACACAACCCAAUCCCAGCACCCCCGGGCUGGUCGACUCACGAAUCGGGUUAUCCAUUACCUGCGCAUCAAGGUCCCACUUACUCAGAACCACCGGAUUAUCCGUCGUACCAGAGGUUUCAAAGCCCGAAACCGAGCAGAGAAAACAGCGCCUAUCGUCAGUCUCCGAAAUUAGCGAGGCAAGGAACGAUUGGCUCAGGAGAGAGGUACGGCAGUUCCAUCUACGGGUCUGGACACGGGUCUAGCAACACGUCGAGCACGCAACACUCCGGCACGCCGAAGUGCCCUCAGCAAACAACAGCGGACCCUAGGUACAGAGCAGAGGCGGUGAUAGAGGUGGAUCAGAGGCGACCUUUCAGUAUAGAAAGCACAAAAAGCGCACCGGACGUAAUAGCGACGCACUGACGCCGGGGUCCUGGGGAUUGGGAGCCCUACAAGAGACGCCAUCCCCGUCAAACUCUCGUUGAUCCGCAGUUGCCUAGUGGGAACGAUAGGAACAAAGUUACCGUAGCCACGCAGAGCUCCUUGGACGACGAUGCUUCGACCAGUUCCACGAUAGAGGCCAACUCGUCCUCCUGAUCCACGCAUACUGGCGCGAUCAGUCGACCCGAACAAUUGGACCGUACGGACCCGGAGGAUCUUAA